Messenger RNA from Dendronephthya gigantea, 1243 nucleotides. Its product is annotated as SUMO-conjugating enzyme UBC9-B. The record is from RefSeq and is a predicted model, not a curated record. Gene Ontology annotation, biological process: protein sumoylation. The coding region runs from base 159 to 635 and encodes 158 amino acids. Gene Ontology annotation, molecular function: SUMO conjugating enzyme activity. The transcript is spliced from 7 exons. Gene Ontology annotation, cellular component: nucleus. Lineage: Eukaryota; Metazoa; Cnidaria; Anthozoa; Malacalcyonacea; Nephtheidae.
AAACACAUAUUACCCAAGGCGCACCGCGGUCCUCGGUUCUGAAAAGCUGAGGUAAACUUUUGGCAAGAAUCGUUUUUGAAAUCACAAAAUUUCAUAUUUCCAAUGUAGAUUUCAAGGAGAUCUCUCAAAUUUGGCAUCUUUUCGGUGAAUUUCUAACGAUGUCUGGCAUUGCUCUUGGUCGUUUGUCAGAGGAAAGGAAAGCCUGGCGAAAAGAUCACCCAUUUGGUUUUGUUGCCAAACCUACGAAAAAUCCUGAUGGAACUUUAAAUCUUAUGAAUUGGGAAUGUGCUAUACCUGGGAAGAAAGGAACUCCAUGGGAAGGUGGACAGUAUAAAUUAAGAAUGAUUUUUAAAGAUGAUUAUCCCUCGUCACCACCAAAAUGUAAAUUUGAACCACCGAUAUUCCACCCAAAUGUAUACCCUUCGGGAACGGUUUGUCUAUCAUUACUAGAUGAAGAAAAAGAUUGGAGACCAGCGGUCACUAUAAAACAAAUUCUUUUAGGCGUACAAGAUCUCUUAAAUGAUCCAAAUAUAAAGGAUCCCGCGCAAGCUGAAGCUUAUACAAUAUACAGUCAAAAUCGGGUCGACUACGAGAAAAGAGUUCGAGCUCAGGCCCAGAGACACGCGGCCACAUGAAGGCCGCUUUCAAAACGAUCCGUCGCCUGUGGUCCAGUGAAGACAACACAAUUUCAAAAUAAUAAGACAUAUUAAAAGUAUUUAUUUUGUAAUGGCGUUGACAUAGGCUAUAAAGGACCUAUAAUUGUACAUCUUUUGAUCAUGUAAUAGUUAGCAAGAUAGCGACAGCUGGUACCAGCCAAUGGGUAGACUAAUGCUCCGGUUAUCGACAAAGUUUUUGAUCCCGACAAGAAGAAUAUAAUUCAACACCACAUCUGGAAAGAGCAUCUUAGAUUGAGUUAAACCCCAAAGUUUGAUUUUGAAAUAUUGUAAAAAUAUAGGAAAUAGCCUUUUUCCGUCCGAAAAUGAGUAUUUCCUCCGCCUGUAAAUAUGAGAUUUGCAGAUUUUCAGGCUAGUAUUUUCUGCUUCGGCGAAAUGUUUUUAGCAAAACUUUGCAGUGAAACUUAUUUCAGAUGCUCUUUCUAGUUGUGUUGUUUGCAUUAUGUUCUUUUUGUUCUGUUCGAAAUUUAGUCUAUCGUUUGAAUCAUCUGUUAAACACUGAGGCAGAUUCGUUGCUUUUUACAAUGUUUUGCCGUUCUCAAGUUGUAUUAAAAGCUAGAUCUCUGAAA